This is a messenger RNA of Lathyrus sativus (Indian pea), 1539 nucleotides long. Lineage: Eukaryota; Viridiplantae; Streptophyta; Magnoliopsida; Fabales; Fabaceae. The record is from the annotation of a GenBank genome assembly.
AUGGGUAAUUCUUUCGGAUGCUCCGCUUCCGGUGAGAGGCUUGUGUCGGCGGCGAGAGACGGUGACCUUGUGGAGGCUAAGAUGCUCUUGAACUGUAAUCCUUGUCUUGCUAAAUACUCUACGUUUGGGGGGCUUAAUUCUCCUCUUCAUUUUGCGUCUGCAAAGGGUCAUAACGAGAUUGUUGCAUUGUUGCUUGAGAAUGGAGCUGAUGUUAAUUCAAAAAAUUAUUCUGGACAGACGGCGUUGAUGCAAGCUUGUAGAUAUGGUCAUUGGGAAGUUGUACAGACACUUCUACUCUUCAGAUGCAAUGUUAUGAGAGGAGAUUAUCUCAGUGGGAGAACAGCUCUUCACUUUGCAGCAAUGAACGGCCAUGUAAGAUGUAUUAGACUUGUUGUGGCCGAUUUUGUUCCGAGUGCGCCUUAUGAAGCUUUACGUGCUCGCUCAAAUGCUGGCAAUGGUGGUGGAUCAAAUGUGAGAAGCAAAAAUGAAGAAAGUGCUCUGUCGAAGUUUGUAAAUAAGACAGCAGAUGGUGGUAUCACUGCCCUACAUAUGGCUUCGUUAAAUGGUUACUUUGAUUGUGUGCAACUGCUACUUGAUCUUGAUGCAAAUAUGUCUUCUGUGACAUUUCAUUACGGAACAUCAAUGGAUUUAAUCGGGGCUGGAAGCUCUCCUUUGCAUUAUGCUGCUUGUGGGGGUAAUUUAAAAUGCUGUCAGGUUCUCCUUGCAAGAGGUGCAAGUCGAAUGUCUUUGAAUUGCAACGGGUGGCUGCCGCUUGAUAUUGCUCGGAUGUGGGGCCGUCAUUGGCUUGAACUGUUGUUGGCACCCAGUUCUGAUGCCUUAACACCCACAUUCCCUCAUUCAAAUUACUUGUCCUUGCCACUCAUGAGUGCUCUCAACAUAGCAAGAGAGUAUGGAUUGCAAUCCUCUACAACUUCCUCUGAUGAGAUUGACUUUUGUGCCGUAUGCCUGGAGAAGCCAUGUUCGGUGGCAGCAGAAGGAUGUGGACAUGAACUUUGUGUCAGAUGUGCACUCUAUCUUUGCUCGUCGAGCAAUGUUUCUUCUGAAACCGUUGGCCCUCCGGGCUCUAUCCCUUGCCCGCUUUGUAGACACGGAAUCGUCUCAUUUGUCAAGUUGCCAGGUUCCCAAGCAAAAGAAAAUAAAUUACACGUGUCUCUUGGACUCUGCACGCCGUGCAUGCUACAUCCACGUGACGUAGAUCAGCCGUCUCUUUCUCAGGCAUCAGAGACCCAAAGAAACUGUGUCGACUCUGUUCCUUCAGAGUUACUCUGCCCUAUCACAUGUAGUCCGUUUCCAUCUAUGACAAUACCUAUGUGCACCUGCAACGACGGUUCAUGUCCAUCAUUCGAACCACGCAACAUAGAAGCACAAGACGAACCGCCUCGUCACUCCCAAGCAUCAACAACGGAUCAUGAUAAACUCGAAGGCCCGAGACUGGAUAAAACAACUUGCUCAAACAUGCUAUGGGGUAGAAGAAGUUACAGCAGGGAGAACCAAUGCAAUUCAGAAAUAAAUGCUUGA